GAGCGGGCCGAGCGAUGUCGCCGCCGGGUCCGGGUCCGGAGAGCGGCGUCGGGGGACCCUGCCUGCGCUCCAUUAACACCCGCGAACUAUCCGAAGUGGUUUUUAACAACCGCAGCCCCCGCUCCGUUCUCCCGAUUUGGGUCGAUUUCGAAGGCAGACCGCGUUAUUACCCCGUUCUCCAACCGCGUACCGGGAGGAUCAUGCACAGCUACCGGGGUCACCUCUGGCUGUUCCGGGACGCGGGGACAAACGAUGGGCUCCUCGUCAACCAGCAGGAGCUGUUUGUAGCGGCUCCCAAUGUGAAUAAAGCAGACAUCACGCUGCCAGUGUUCACCCUGAAAGAGAGAUGUCUCCAGGUUGUUCGCAGUCUGGUCAAACCGGUGGACUACAGGAAACUGGACAUUGUUCGGUCAUUGUAUGAAGAGCUGGAAAAUCAUCCUGAUAUUAGGAAGGAUCUUCAGCGGCUUUCUCUGGAGAGAAGUGACAUGUUGAGGAAUGGAAUUCUGGAAUAACAUGAUUGCUCACUCCAGACUCUUGAAGUAGCAAAACACUGAGUUUAAGCAGGGGUAGUCACUGCGAAACACGCCAAGAAAGAACGUCUGUAUUUAAGUUCUGAAACAUAAACUCAGUUAAAUUGAUGAUGGUAAGUCAGAUCCAAAAGACUAAACAGCACACAGAAGCACCCCGGGUUCCUGCUGGUUCAGUUCUGUUCUUCAUUGUGUGUAUCGCAAACCGGUGACUCUGGAGGCCUUGCGCAGAUGAAGCUCAGAAGCUUUAUUUGGACUAUCUCGGAGCGCUGCAUAGGGACGUAAAAUCGGGGCAUCUAUUUGGAGAACAUGCGUAGAGAUUAACUUUCAUUGUAUUAGAAAGUAAAUUGCGCCAAGGAUGAACUUAAUCCAGACUCUAAUGAUCGUAAGUGUCAGGCCAACACCAGUUCUGCUACAUGAUUUGUUUUCGAUGGAAUUUCACCCCCUCGCACUUAGCCUAGGUUUGCCUGUGAAUCACAAAGCGCGGGGGGUGUUUGUAUACACGAGGGUUUCCAUCACCACCUUCUGAGGACCUGACCUGAACCGUUAUGUUGGUGGAAAGAUGACACGUGUAAAUGCUUGGGGGUUUUUCUGCCUCUUAACCUCUGCAUUUAUAAAGCCUUGUCAUACCCACUCUGAGGCUGACCCGUUUUUACACAGAUCCUACCCUGAACACCUUACUUGUCCUUCGUGAUUGGACUCUUGCCUAGCUGAUCUCAAGGUGAUCCGACCUAGUCAGCUGUAUAGACUGGAUCCGAGUUUUGGGAUGCCUUUGGGACACCUGCUUCCCCAGCUGCCUGUGCAGGCUUACCGGGCAGCGUUCAUAGAGGGUGGAUGCUUUGAGCCCUACCCGUCCCCAUCACAAUGCAGCAGUUCAGGUGGUAGCGGGAGGCCUUUUCGGGGAGUGUGGGCCACUCGAGUUGCUGGUGUCCCCUAAGGAACAGACAGCAGGCAGGGCCUGUUGCUAGGUCCAGCUCACAAACAGAUCCAUGCUUUCUCCAGGCUAGAUAAGCAGAGAAGACACAUCUUUGCCUAUGUUCUGCUCCCCCCAUGCCUCAGCUGGGAUGUGUGUUUGUGUGAAUGUACACACAUAACUCAAAGCAGCAUUGCUUUUGGCAGAUACGUGAGUUGUCCACCACGUAACAGACGUAGCGCUCUUCAGUGUUAGAAGCAGAUUGCCAGGAGGUUAUAGCAGGUCAUUUCUGUGGCAUACGUUUUUUUUCCAGUUACAUGUUGUAAGAAACACAGCCAUGAAACAGACUGUCAACGUAUUCUGUAAGUAUGAAAUAUCGCCCCUUUUUGUAGACUUGUUUUUCUUACAUACUUGAAGUGUACGAAUUGAUCUUUGUCAUAAAAAUGUAAAUCUGUGCUUUUUACUCUUAAUUCUGUCAAAUAACUUCAUAGUGCUUGUGACUGUGUGCUUGUAUUCCUGCAAUACUCCUGGAAGUCAUGCAGCUCCUGAUGGGCAACAGCUAGUCCUGGAUGCUUUGUGUUGAUUUGCUGCUCUCGAUCCCCUCCUGAGGUGGCAAAUGCCUCAUGCGCAGAGCAGAGGCCAGACGGGGACUUUUGGAUUCCACACCAGGCACCCAUCUCUCAAGUUAGGCGCUGUAGCGUCUGAUUUUUAGUACCAAAGUACGUUGUUUGGAUCUGGCUUCACAGCUUUAUACGGUCAUUUCAUCCCGCCAACAGUAGCUGACUACUCUUUGCACAGCCGCUAAGAAUAGGAAGUACUUUAUUUUUAAAAUAAUGACUGCCUCUUGCUAAAUGUAUAGCAAGAGGGAUUUCGUGCUUGAAGUUGUAUACUUGCCCUAGACAAGAUAACAAAGGAAAUUCUACUUCCAUUUUGCAGAUGAAAUUGAGUUUUCCCAAGUUAUGCAAGGAGUCUGGGAGAAGAAGGGACUGAACACAAAGUCUGGUGCAGAACCCUGUUCUUGCAGCUGCCUCCCCUGUUCCUCCCACAGCUGUUUUCUUGCAAUACAUCUUGUGAUACAAAUUCUGUAACUGCUUAACUAAUUUAGCUCUCGCAUACCAUCUAAGUGUUGAUUUUCCUGUUGACAAAUCAUGAAAUACCUUUUUUUUUUUUUUUCACACAUCAGGUUUAAAAAUGUAGCGACUUCCUCUCUGUGAUGAGAAGCACUUAAAAACAUCUCUCGCAAGUAGCUGACCAGGUGUUGUUUUUACAGUCCACCGAGUCACACCUGAUGUUACAUUUGAUCCUCUCGCCAGAGUCUGACAGUUCCGCUACAGCUCUUGCUGGCUCUGUCUUGUCUUUUUAACCAACCUGGCAGUGAUUGUGAGCCUGUUAAACAACACCUUCAUUUAGCUGGGCUCAUCGUAAGAGUCAAAUUAUCAAAUGCUCGCAAGACCCUACCACAGACUUGUUUAGUGAUAACUUCAGCCCAGCUGUGUAUCUUGGGGGGGGUUUAACUUAGAGGUAUUCUAGCAUAAACCCAAUUUGAUUACAUAUUGUUUGUUGUUGAAAUGCAAUAGCUCAUAAUAUUUGUGGUAUCCUUUGGUCUUCAGCCAAACCCAUGGCUCAACUAUUUACUCAAAGUGCAAGGCAGCCACAGAUGUAAGGAAGCAAUUGACAUAAUAGCCUGUUCGGUUAUAGUUGUUACAGCAGGUGCAUAAACGCGGUACCAGAAAUUUUUGGUCAUUAAAGAACUCCUGUUGAUAAAAUAUGUUUAAAAAAUAAACAAUAAAGCCAGAUGUUACAGAUAGGUAAACUUCUGGAGAAAUGCUCAGCAUACACAAGAAAGUGUACCAUUUCUCCUGUUCUGGAGUGCUCCUUUGGAUCAGAAUAAAAAAAGACCGGAGAAAACCCCGGCUGGCUCUAAGACGUGAACAUUGGGAAGUGGAGCCUCCCACUAGUUACUCAGCUAGGUUAGUAAGGAGCGAAAGCCGUCAUUUACUUGUGACAACUACAUUAAAAAUUUGGGUAGUUUUCAGUCGGAGCCAUAGGACGGUCUCGUUCGGCAGUCACGGGAGCAGCAGUACACUGAGAGCGAGAGGGGCCAGGGCCAGACCGAAAGCUCCGGCUGGGCCCAGCUGCAGGGUGCGGUGCGGUGGGAAGGCGCUGCUGCAGGAAGUGGCGGGUCACAGCAAAGGCGACAAA
This is a messenger RNA of Egretta garzetta (little egret), 3642 nucleotides long. RefSeq names its product von Hippel-Lindau tumor suppressor (gene VHL). Lineage: Eukaryota; Metazoa; Chordata; Aves; Pelecaniformes; Ardeidae. Bases 15 to 512 code for a protein of 165 amino acids. The transcript has 3 exons. The record is from RefSeq and is a predicted model, not a curated record.